Molecule: messenger RNA, 1649 nt
Organism: Sclerotinia trifoliorum
Lineage: Eukaryota; Fungi; Ascomycota; Leotiomycetes; Helotiales; Sclerotiniaceae
Source: the annotation of a GenBank genome assembly
AUGUCCACCGAAGACGCCCGCUACCGCACUUCUACUCAAUAUCGGCACUGGUCAUAUACACCCUCCGCACUCCGCUCCUUGCGCGAAAGCACAAAUGCCCUAGCCACAGCGCAAGUUCGAGAUGCCGUUCGACGCGCCCGGGAAGCCAGGGCUGCAUCCUCAAAUGAUAACAGUGAAGCGGAGAAUAGCAGGUCGGCUAGCACUGCUUUGCCAGAGGGCGACGUGGAUUGUUUGACCGUAGAUGAGGAAUUGAAGUUGAUGGACUAUUAUUGUAGGCAGACGCUACAAUUGGGGGAUCAUUUGGGUGUGCCGAUUGAAGUUAAGGUGUGUUUUUCUCACUUGAAAGUUUUCCAAGUCUUUCAGAAGGACUCGAUUGAUGCCGGUCUUAUCUCGUGAAACAGGCCAGUUUUUCCAAUGGGACACGGUAGAUGUCUGGCAAAUCGCAACCUAUCUUUGUUCAAAUAUCUCUAACGUUCUUCUUAAUUACAGGCCACCGCAAUCCAAUACAUCCGCCGAUUCUAUAUAAGCCACAGCCUAAUGACCUAUUCCCCUACUACUAUCCUGAAAACCGCCCUCUUCUUCUCAACUAAAACCGAAAAUCACUAUUUCCGUAUCACCAGAUUCGCCAGCGACAUCGGCAAAACCACGACCGAAGAAAUCCUCUCCUCAGAAUUUCUCCUCACUCAAGGAAUUCGCUUCCAAUUCGACAUCCGACACCCCUACCGCGGUCUUGAAGGAGCCAUCAUGGAACUCCUCUCCAUCUCUACCAACAAGAUCCCCGUACCGCCCGAAUUGGAACCGCAACGACCCGCCAACAUGCAAACACUAGUAUUAGAAAGCCACGGACUCGCACGCCGAUAUCUCAAGACCAGCGCUCUACUAUGCGAUGCCUAUUUCCACUACACCCCCUCCCAAAUAAUGUUCGCAUCCCUCUACCUCGCUUCCGCCCCCUUAGCAACAUUCUACCUCGCCCUUAAAUCCUAUAACCCCGCCGAUACGAACACCGCGGCAUCAACAUCAACCCACCAAAAACUCCUAACAUUAAUAAAGAACCUCGCUCAAAUCUUAUCCUCGAUCCCCGAAGAACAAACUCCCGAACAGAGACAAGAGAUCCAAGCCCUAGUUAAGAAAUUAAAGAAAUGUCGAAACCCCGAAAAAGCAGAUUUAGUCGGGUUACAGAGGAUGAAACGGGAAGGAGUAGAUGGGAAAGAAGGAGGUGAAGAAGAUGAGAAGGUUAUUAAAAAGAGAAAGAUGGAACGUGAACAGAGAUUAAAAGAAGAGCGGGAUUUAUUUGGAGGGAGUUUGAAAGGAUGAUUUGGCGGUGCGGAAAUACUAUAAUGGGGUGGAUGGGUUUAUACAAAAGUGUGGUAUGGUCGGCGUUAUACAGGCUGGGCGACGGACUGGAUCAGAGCGCAUGGAGCUGGGGAUUUUAUUGACGAUUUAAAUUGAUAUGUAUCAUCACUGUUCAUAAGGGCACAUUUAUGAUGAUUAAUGCUAAGAGCAAAGAACAACAGCAUAUCAACAUUGAAAAGGAAAUUUUCAUUCAUUGGUCCUGUUAAACUAUGUCCUCUAGCUGUUAUUCUCCCUGGUAUCCUCAUGUAUAUGUAUCCCGUCUGCUUUGGUAAAAGCAGCCCAUAUCUGAUAUUUUG